Messenger RNA from Tachyglossus aculeatus (Australian echidna), 3181 nucleotides. It is a transcript of the gene MARCHF6, whose product is annotated as membrane associated ring-CH-type finger 6. Bases 122 to 2872 code for a protein of 916 amino acids. The transcript is spliced from 26 exons. Gene Ontology annotation, molecular function: zinc ion binding. Lineage: Eukaryota; Metazoa; Chordata; Mammalia; Monotremata; Tachyglossidae. Gene Ontology annotation, cellular component: endoplasmic reticulum membrane. The record is from RefSeq and is a predicted model, not a curated record.
CGGCCCGGAAGGCUCCGGCCGAGGGACCAACGGCGGCUGCGUCACGGCGCGGCGCGGCACACCACACCGCAACGCACCACACAACACCACACCACACCACAACACCACACCCCCGGCCAACAUGGACGCCGUCGACGAAGCAGAUAUAUGCAGAGUGUGUCGGUCAGAAGGAACACCUGAGAAACCACUUUACCAUCCAUGUGUAUGCACUGGCAGUAUUAAAUUUAUCCAUCAAGAAUGUUUAGUUCAGUGGCUGAAACAUAGCAGAAAAGAAUACUGUGAACUCUGCAAACACAGAUUUGCUUUCACACCAAUUUAUUCCCCAGAUAUGCCUUCCAGGCUUCCAAUCCAAGACAUUUUUGCUGGACUGGUAACAAGUAUUGGUACAGCAAUACGAUACUGGUUUCAUUAUACACUUGUGGCCUUUGCGUGGUUGGGAGUUGUACCUCUUACAGCAUGCCGCAUCUACAAGUGCUUAUUUACUGGCUCCGUGAGCUCACUACUGACACUGCCUUUGGACAUGCUUUCCACGGAAAACUUACUGGCAGAUUGUUUGCAGGGUUGUUUUGUGGUGACAUGCACUCUUUGCGCCUUCAUCAGUCUGGUAUGGUUGCGAGAACAAAUAGUCCACGGUGGAGCGCCGCUGUGGUUGGAACAGAAUCAAGCUCAGCCUCUCAAUGGUGUUGGGCCACAGAAUGAGGCUCAAGGUGUAGGCAAUGGUGUUGUUGAAAACAUUGCACUUGAUGAACCUGCUAAUCCUCCAGCUGAGAACGCGGUAGUAGGAGAAAACCCAGAAAUCCAAGAAGAGCAGGCUGACGAAGAAGAGGAUGACAAUGAAGAUGAAGAAGAUGCCGUUGUUGAAGAUGCAGCAGACGCUAAUAAUGGGGCACAAGAUGACAUGAACUGGAACGCUUUAGAAUGGGAUCGAGCCGCGGAAGAGCUCACGUGGGAGAGAAUGCUUGGACUGGAUGGAUCUCUAGUUUUUCUAGAGCACGUCUUCUGGGUAGUGUCUUUAAACACCCUGUUUAUUCUUGUCUUUGCAUUUUGUCCUUACCACAUUGGUCAUUUCUCUGUUGUUGGCUUGGGCUUUGAGGAAUAUGUCCAAGCAUCUCAUUUUGAAGGCCUAAUCACAACAAUAGUUGGCUAUGUACUUCUAGCAAUAACGUUAAUUAUUUGUCAUGGCUUGGCGGCUCUUGUAAAAUUUCAGCGGUCUCGUCGCUUACUGGGGGUCUGCUAUAUUGUUGUUAAGGUCUCUCUUCUAGUGGUAGUGGAAAUUGGAGUGUUUCCCCUCAUCUGUGGCUGGUGGCUAGAUGUAUGUUCUUUGGAAAUGUUUGAUGCUACUCUGAAAGAUCGUGAGUUAAGCUUUCAGUCUGCUCCAGGGACCACAAUGUUUCUACAUUGGUUGGUGGGAAUGGUGUAUGUGUUCUACUUUGCCUCCUUCAUUCUCUUACUAAGAGAGGUGCUGAGACCUGGAGUUUUGUGGUUUCUAAGGAAUUUAAAUGAUCCUGAUUUUAAUCCGGUCCAGGAAAUGAUUCACUUGCCCAUUUAUAGACAUCUGAGAAGAUUUAUUUUAUCUGUGAUUGUCUUCGGCUCGAUUGUCCUCCUUAUGCUCUGGCUUCCUAUACGAAUUAUUAAGAAUUUGCUGCCUAAUUUUCUUCCGUACAAUGUAAUGCUUUACAGUGAUGCUCCAGUGAGUGAACUGUCUCUCGAGCUGCUUCUGCUUCAGGUAGUGCUGCCAGCUUUACUUGAGCAGGGCCACACAAGACAGUGGCUGAAGGGUCUUGUCCGAGCCUGGACCGUUACUGCUGGAUACGUGCUGGAUCUUCAUUCUUAUUUGCUUGGGGACCAGGAAGAGAAUGACAACACUGCAAACCAACAUCCUAACAAUAACCACCAUGCUCGUAAUAAUGCCAUUCCUGUGGUUGGGGAAGGUCUUCACGCAGCUCACCAAGCCAUACUACAGCAAGGAGGACCUGUGGGUUUUCAACCUUACCGUAGGCCUUUAAAAUUCCCACUCAGGAUAUUUCUGUUGAUUGUCUUCAUGUGUAUAACCUUACUGAUUGCCAGUCUCAUAUGCCUUACUCUUCCAGCCUUUUUGUUUUCAGUAUUUGCUGGCCGUUGGUUAAUGUCGUUUUGGACGGGGACAGCCAAAAUCCAUGAACUGUACACAGCUGCUUGUGGUCUUUAUGUCUGCUGGCUAACCAUAAGGGCAGUGACAGUACUAGUUGCUUGGAUGCCCCAGGGACGCAGAGUGAUCUUUCAGAAGGUUAAGGAGUGGUCCCUUAUGAUAAUGAAGACUUUGAUAGUUGCUAUACUGUUGGCUGGGGUAGUUCCACUUCUGCUUGGACUUCUGUUUGAAUUAGUAAUCGUUGCUCCUCUGAGAGUUCCUCUGGAUCAGACUCCUUUAUUUUACCCGUGGCAGGACUGGGCUCUUGGAGUCCUGCAUGCCAAAAUUAUUGCAGCCAUAACAUUGAUGGGUCCUCAGUGGUGGUUGAAAACAGUAAUUGAACAAGUUUAUGCAAAUGGUAUUCGUAAUAUCGACCUCCAUUAUAUCAUUCGUAAACUGGCCGCACCAGUCAUCUCUGUACUCUUGCUUUCUCUUUGUGUACCUUACGUUAUAUCAUCUGGAAUUGUACCUUUACUAGGGGUUACAGCUGAAAUGCAGAACUUAGUGCAGCGCCGAAUCUAUCCUUUUCUCCUGAUGGUGGUAGUUUUGAUGGGAAUCCUGUCUUUCCAGGUCCGCCAGUUCAAGCGCCUUUACGAACAUAUUAAAAAUGACAAAUACCUUGUGGGGCAACGGCUUGUGAAUUAUGAACGGAAAUCUGGUAAACAGAGCUCAUCAACUCCACCUCCACAGUCUUCACCGGAAUAAGAUGGUCUGCUUGACCUUUGCCUUUACAUGUCCUGUUUCGUGGACUUCUUCUUUCCAUCUUUGGAUACUUUUCCCAGUGAGCCUCUCAGCAAUGUUUUUAUUUUUAAUCUCUGGGCUUAUGUUCUUAGCAUUCAGAUAGCAGUUAAGGUCCGGCUCUAUCUGCAUUUUCUGAUGUUGCCAUUGCUGCCUGAGGUUUGUAUAUGUGUAAAUAGAAGUACCCUGAUACCCGAAAACCUUGGAUUAAAAAGAAUGUGGACUGUACAUCUUCAAACAAUGUAUAUUAAUUUAUUAAAUCUAGUUGUCACUUUA